Molecule: messenger RNA, 2628 nt
Organism: Spodoptera littoralis (African cotton leafworm)
Lineage: Eukaryota; Metazoa; Arthropoda; Insecta; Lepidoptera; Noctuidae
Source: the annotation of a GenBank genome assembly
AUGAAGCAGCUAGCAGCUUGGUAUCAGAAAAAAAUAAGUUCGUACGACAAGGAAGAAUGGGAGACGAUGGUGGAACAGCUGCUGAUGCGCGGCACCUACCGCCGGCGCAUCGUCGACUUCUCAUCACACGCGCGCUCCUACCUCAUCGAUGUUGACUUAGUUAGAGGGUCAUCAUUCCCAAAAGCAAAGCCGACAUUGAGUAUGCGUCGCGUGAUAUGGUACGCUCUAGUCCGACUAUUAUUCCUACCCGUGCUGUACCAAUGGUGGACGCAACAAACCUCACCAGCCUGCGCCAAGUUCCUCCUCACUCUCUGGCUCAUGCAAGUCCUCAACAUCACCAUAUACUAUAUGACACCAGAGACCAUUGACAAUGACCCGAACUGUUGGUUAGUGCCUCUGGGUUUGAUGUUGGUGCUUAGUAUUGUGCACUCACAGAUAGUUAGUACGACUGAAAUGGAACUGGCUCGCGUGAGGCCACGGGCCACAUUCCGACGCAAAUUACCGAGAUAUUUCAGGCGACCUAGAUCAGAUUGCGAUGGUGGUAGCGGUGGCGGUUCAGCCGAAAGUGGCGCCACCUCGAGUCAGAGCAAGACGCCCACUUCUAAACCUGCAAAGUUUCGACGGAGACAAUCGCGCACCGAAAUCGCUGAAAAUGGUCUCAGAAAACGUAAAAAGGAGCUGACAAAAGAGAAUCUGAUAAAAAAUUUAGAGCCUGUUAAAAAUAAAACAAUAGUGAAAAUGAAGGCUAAAGACUCGGAUGAUGAAGACUAUAUGGUUUGGAAGAAGCCUGAUGCCACGGCACCUAUCGUGACGUUCACGCCGCCGCCAGAGGACGCUACGCCUAGCACCUCCUUCCGAUACAAACAUAACGCGCUUACUAAGAAACAACUAGAAUCGUUCAACGUGAGACAGAACCAACAAAUGCUAGCUAGAGUCCUAGCCGACGGAGACGAUGGCUUUGAAAGCCUGAACGGGUACAAUUCCAACGGCAGCGAAGGUGAAAGAGUAAAACAUGAGACUGAAAACUUAAUCCAAAGAGAAGCUAAGAGAACUAACGCUAACGAACAAAAUAACGAACCUAAAGAGAACAAUAGUCCUGAUAAAUCAACUGAGACUUCUACUGAGACUGUUAAAAAUGAAGACGUAAUAAAAGACAAUGAUGAGACUGGAGACAUGAAGAAGGUCGAUAAUAAGUCUGAUGCGGAUUCUGAUGGUAUUGCUGCUACAAGUAGUCCUAGUACCGGCAAACGAGUCGGAGUACGAUUCAGGAACUCCUGGGCUCAAGACGGCAUACGUCUACAAGAAACGAGCGAUGAAGAUUUCACCGUCCAUAAGAAGAAGGAAAAGAAAUUUGACAAUUACCAGUCAUCGUCAUCAGACGGGGAAUGCUCGGCGUCCGCUCCAUCCAUCGCCCUACCAUCCCACCAUACCAUGUCUGAUUGGGUUGGCCAAACUACUAACAGUGAGGAAAGUAGUUACGGUUCCCAGUCGGAAGGCGGGCAUUCAGAUGUUGGUUUUUCUUAUACGGCUGACAGUUCCUGGGACCCUUUCGCUAUACUCGACCCGACUAGUGAUACAGUAAAAUGUACGAUGUGGGAGCGUGGUUCAACCCUUCGCGCGGAGUUAUCAGCUGUGGACAUAAGUUGGUACGUGGUGGCGCGCGCCGAGCGAGCCAUGGCGGCCGACGGGUGUCUAUGGGCCGGACUCGCUAUGGCCGCCGCAGUAGCACUCGUUAAACCUAUCAUACGGUUUGCUCAGGUGGCUGCGGAACUGGACAGUAGAACAGAAGAGGAACUGCAGGCGCUCUCCGUGAUCACUUACUUCCCGACGCUAGUGGCCAACUACAAGGGAUCGCUACUUUCUAUAUUCAUAGGGGCUUUUGGUGACAAUAUUUGGGUGGUAUCAACGAACCUGUUGUCCUGUAUGCUGCGUUUCGCGCUGGGAGCGCUCGUGUUCUUCCUGCUGGCCGUGGCGGAGCGAGCAUUCAAGCAACGGUUCCUAUACGCCAAGUUGUUCUCACAUCUCACUUCAGCACGACGAGCCCGCAAAUCUGAACUACCACAUUUCAGACUUAAUACUGUGAGAAAUAUCAAGACGUGGUUGUCUACACGGUCUUAUUUGCGACGCCGUGGGCCCCAGCGUUCUGUGGAAGUAAUCGUGUCAGCCGCAUUCAUGCUCAUUGUAGUAUUACUGGGUUGUGUCAGCACACAUCUGCUAAGGUGUAAUAAUACUCAGGACUCAGUGACGUUAGAGAGCGGCUGGCUACUGGAAGUGCUACUAUGGAGCUUCUGCAUCGGCAUAUAUUUGCUACGACUUGGCACUUUGGGUAGCAAUGUGAACAAAAAGUACCGCGGCUGUCUCUCCGCCAUACUUACUGAACAGAUCAACCUCCAUCUUGCCAUAGAACAGAGGCCAGAAAGCAAAGAACAACUCACUGUCGCAAACAACGUGCUUAAAUUGGCUGCUGAUCUACUGAAGGAAUUGGACGCGCCCUUUAAGAUAUCAGCGUUAUGCGCCAACCACUACCUCUAUACUAUCACCAAAGUGGUCAUCUUAUCGGCGUUGUCAGGCGUGCUCUCAGAGAUGCUAGGGUUCAAGCUGAAACUACACAAAAUCAAAAUUAAAUAA